Hylaeus anthracinus is the source of this 2373-nucleotide messenger RNA. RefSeq names its product leucine-rich repeat protein SHOC-2. NCBI's taxonomy places the organism in Eukaryota, Metazoa, Arthropoda, Insecta, Hymenoptera, Colletidae. Gene Ontology annotation, molecular function: protein binding. The record is from RefSeq and is a predicted model, not a curated record. The transcript has 6 exons. The coding region runs from base 1 to 2346 and encodes 781 amino acids.
AUGGAGAAACGGAUUACGACGGGCAGGUGUUUGGUCACAUUAGCAGCCACGUUCUCGGUUCUGCUCACUUCGGCGGUCUGCCAAACCGUCUGCCCGAGGAGAUGCUCCUGCCACUUGGGCCAACAGCCGAAAACUGUCAUGUGCGCGAGACAGGGCCUCGAAGCGUUCCCCGAAAAUAUCAGCAGCGUUGUGGAGCAAUUAAAUUUAUCGAACAACCUGUUAACGGAUAUCACGAGUGACAUUAAUCGAUUGAUACAUCUGCAGUACCUGAUUCUAUCCAAGAACAGGCUGAGUUCGUUGCCCGAGGACAUUAGUAACCUGAAGAACCUAAAGAAGUUGGACCUGAGCUGGAACCAAAUACACACGAUAGUUGACAUUAGUUCUGUGAGGCAACUGCCGGCCCUGAAGUUUCUCUACCUAUCUAAGAAUCCGUUAUCCAGCUUGGAGGAUUUGGAAAACGAUGGACUCGAAGUUUUGAGCGUCACUCAUUGCGAAAUACGAGAAUUUAGUAAUACAUCUCUGGACGGUCUUCCCGCAUUAACGACACUAAGCUUGACAGGAAACCCUUUGAAAUUCAUUCAGAAAGCACGGAGUCCAAAACUACGGUGGCUCGAUAUGUCCGACUGCCUUUUGAAUUUCUUAAGUCCCGAUACUUUCAGCGGAUUUCCAGAGCUUGAAGAGCUUCGGAUGGCCAACAAUCCCACGUUAGUCUACAGUACCAGACACGAGACGCUGACCCAUUCAAAUCUGAAGAGAUUGGACGUGUCUAGGUGCAAUCUGGACAGACCAGGUCUCCACGGACUCCCAUCGCUGGUCCACGCUCGAUUAACCCGCAACAGUAUUCGGCUGUUGCCCGAUCGCAUUUUCGCUAAAAACAGACAACUAGGUUUCCUAUAUUUGAACACGAACAGCCUCGAAAGUUUGAACGCGAGCACGUUCGAAGGCCUGGUGAAGCUCCAAGUGUUGGACCUGUCAGCCAACAACCUGGAGACGAUUGAUCCCCUAACGUUCCACGAGAACAUAGAACUGAAGCAGCUGAAUCUGUCCUACAACAACUUACAAGAAUUUCCAAACCUCACGUCGGCUGUCACGACGCUGGACUUGUCGUCGAAUCAAAUCAGCAAGCUCAGCCAGAACUUCUUGACGGGCAUGCCGAAAAUAAAGAGCAUCAUCUUGACUGAGAAUCGAUUGGAAACGAUACCAUCCCCCUUGGUAUCCACGACGUUGAAGAACCUGGAUCUGCGACGGAACAGACUGGUGGAAGUGGAUAAUAAUACAUUCCUUCGACUGCCUCAACUCAUAAGAAUUGACUUAUCAGGAAACCGUCUGACUGAAGCUAUGAGUCCAAACAUUUUUAGAAACAAUCCAGGCUUGAACAUCAUCAAACUAGGGGACAAUCCUUGGCGAUGCGACUGCAAGGAAUUGGCCCACUUGUUCAAUUAUCUGACGGAAUUGCCUGCCAAGACUUUGUCGACGAGUUUGAUUUGCCAGACUCCAGCGAACAUGUCAGGUUACUCCUGGGAGAGUGCUUGUUUCGACGCCUGGAAUGGACCCUUCAACUAUAACAAAGACAGGUCCUGGGGCUUCGUGCUGAUCAUCAUUCUCACUCUCAUAGUUCUAUUCGGAAGUUUCGUCUCCAUCAGGCACAUGAUGAGAAUCAAGAGGAGGGCCAUAGAACAAAGACAACAGCUGGAGGCACUGAGACUGCUCAGACAAAGGAGGGUUCAUACUGGACGACAACAAGAAGAACGCGUCGAACGUCAACCAGAGCCCAGAAUCCAUCCGCUGGAGUUACUAGGACCUCCCAGUUACGAAGAGGCCAUACAGAUGCCGCGACUGGCUCGUUCUCUGGACAACCUGGACGAAAUCUCUGUAGAUACAUCAUCCGUUCGCGUCAUGGGUUCCGCUGACAACCUGAGGACGAAGCAGAGGAGAACUAGGAGGAUAAAGACGAGGAUUUACAGCGAGGACGAUUUGCUGAGGAGGGAGGGACGUCGACAAGAAAGAAUUAAGAGGGAAAUAAACGCAUCUGUUAGUAACGUAGCCUCUGAGGUACCACAGGUUGUCAGCCAAACGACUUCCAGGACCUCCGUGGCGCGAAAACCCAGAAGACACAGCAUGCUAAGCGAUUCUGUGGAUUCUUCAACCGGGAAGCUUCGAACCAGGCCGCAGACACCUAGUGCUAAGAAAAAAAGAAGAAGACGCACGGUUUACGACGGUCACUCAUCCGACGAUGAGGAUUCCGACAUUCCGCGAUACCAGUCCACCAGAUCCAUGGUCAUUAGGGAACUUCGAAGGGAACCCAAAAGCGGUUACAGAGAACCCGCGGUGGACCACGACACCUAAGAGUUCGUAAACUGCGGGUGGAUUUAA